This is a messenger RNA of Pieris napi, 2776 nucleotides long. RefSeq lists its product as uncharacterized. The transcript has 10 exons. The record is from RefSeq and is a predicted model, not a curated record. The coding region runs from base 487 to 2025 and encodes 512 amino acids. Gene Ontology annotation, molecular function: protein binding. NCBI's taxonomy places the organism in Eukaryota, Metazoa, Arthropoda, Insecta, Lepidoptera, Pieridae.
UCGCAACUGUCGCAUUACUCCUAAAAUUGACGAGAUAGUUUGACGUAACAGACUACCAUAGAUUAAGUAAAGAUACUAACAUUAGAAGUGAAAUGAUAACCCACAGACAAUAUUAUAAUUUCACAAUAACACGCAUGCAUGAGUGAAAUUUAGGUUUACAGAACCGUUGAUUUCUGUUUCUAAUUUCUUAUAAAACAACGUUAGUAAGUCUCAUCUGUAUGCUGUCCUGCGACAUGAACCUGGUUGUAUAGUCCGCUUUAAAACCAUUACAGAACUAAUUAUCUUUGGGUAGUGGUUAAUAUAUUCUUUAAGGUUGACAUGGAAACGAUAUUGUUACUAAGAUCGACAUAAAUCAUGAUGUUUUCAAAACUUUUUAACGAUAUUAUUGUAAUAACGUAUAAUCAAUAAAUAUUGGUUUUAUAAGAGAUUAAUUAAUAAUCCGUGAAAACUAAAUGGAGUAGACGUUAAAUAAAGAUUUUCAGUAUAAUGCCAUUUCAUGAAGCACCCAGUGUUGAGCUGGGAUCAGCACCAAGAACACCAAGUGUUAUUGCCUCGCCGUCACCUUCAGAGGUUUCUAGUGCAAGCUCAUCGGAACCACACAACGUUCGAGCAACGCCGUUAUUCAGGGCCCUGGCAUUGCGGCCCCCAGAACCAGAACAACCUCCAGGACAAGAUGAAUUGGAACGACGCCUGCCAGGUUACAGGCGAAUCGUUAUACCCCGGGAGUUAACUCUUAUUGAAUUGCUUAAGCAGAGCAGCGGUGUUACAGCUGACGAUGAAGUCUUGAGAAUCCGUGAAGCAAAGUUAAAAGUUGUGGCUGAGCGUGUAGGCCUACGACGUCUUCAUGUUUUAGCUCCACACUUGAGAAAAUUGACACUAGAUGGCAGUGCAAUAUCUUCUCUACGAGACCUGGGCAUUGGUCUUAUCCAUUUAAAGGUGCUUAGCGUCAAUCGUUGUGGGCUUACAUCGUUGGAUGGAAUCUGGGGUCUUGGAACGUUACGAGAACUCCACGCAGCGGGAAAUCGAUUGCGUGAUCUUCAUCCUUUGGCUGUGCUACAGAAGCUGCAUACACUAAAUCUGGCUGACAAUCCUCUGGAGGAAACAAGCCGCCUUUGGACUCUGGGCGUAUGUGGUGCAUUGCGACAUAUAACAUUGAGGGGUACUCCUUUGGCCAACCUCAUGGAGUACAGAACAUUGGUGGCCUCAGCUCUGCCAAUGCUGACGCAUCUAGAUGAUUUUCCUCUUCAAGAUGAUAGUGUUAUCGAUGAGGCUAUUGAAGCCUCUUCGGAGUCCGAUGCCGACGUCAGCGAUAUUGAAUUAGAUAAACCAUCUAAUGUGCAAUCUGAUCCGCAACCUGGUCCAUCACAUGAGACCAAAGGACACGUACCAGACGUCUGCAUAGAACCCAUUCAACCAACAGUUCGUAAACGACCAGCGACAACAGAAUGCAUUGGUCUUCGGCCGAGAAUAAAUGUCCCGCCAAGACCAAAGACAGCAGUGGAACGAAAUACACCAUCAAAAUUGCAUGUGGUUAACACACUUUUAGACAAUGAGUGGCACUGUAGCGGCAGUAAGUUGACUUCGAGUGGACCAGUUUAUGGGAAUUUAGCAAGGGCUUUACGAAGAUCGAGAAACAGCCGCGAUAGUUCAAAUUCCGAUAUAUUUGCUGAACAAACACUGGAAGUGGCCUGUCGCGCUGUUGCCGCAGAAAUACCGCGAGCUCUCACUUCAGAACUAUGGGAUAAAUUCAAAGAAGACACUGGAAUUGAAAUCGAUAUAGACUUCAAUGAAAGACCAAAAGACGCAGAUCCCAACAAAGCCAUUGAACGUUUAGAACAAAUCGAGAAAGAAACAAUGGAACGAUUGAACAACGAAAACCCUGACUCGAGUUUCUCACGCAACGUGUAUAACUUCGCUUCGGAUCCCGCUAGAAUAUUCUCAAGUGGCCUAAAUGAUGAAUUGUGGAGGGGAAUCGAAGAUCUGGCAUUACCUGAUACGGAGUAUACGGGAAAUCUACAUCAUUGAGUGCGGUUUAUUAUUUUAUAGGAUCUGAUGAAUAUUUAGUGUAACGAGUAUCGGUGAAAUGAAAGCUGUUGCGAAAUUUAAAAUCUUUAAAGCUUUUGUUUACAUGUGACCUUUAAGAAAUUGAUUCAUUUGAGAUACAACCGUUAACUUUUUGACUGACUCAAUUCUACUCCAAUCUUGUCAUAAACCAUUUGUCGUUGACUUUUUGAAACUGGGAAUAGAAUAAUUUGUAUGAAAUAGUCACGGUGCGUCUAAAAUUACGUAGUGUUUGUCUAAAGUUUUUAUAAGAGUUGGAUAAAUCAAGUACUAAUUUGUCGACUAAAGAAUAUAUAUCUGUGGUUUUGUGGACUUAGCUAUCUUAAAUGUAUGCAAAACUUUGAUGUUAUACAACGACUCUCCUGAAUAGUGACGCGAAGAGCUAAAAGUAUUGAAGAAGCGAGCUCUCCACGCACGGAAUUCUCUAGCUAUUUUCAAACUUCAAUGAUAUCAUCAAUACUUUAUUUAAAAACUCAAUAUAUAUACACAAUAACAUAUCUAUUUAAAUAUAGCUGUUUAAUAUACUGCUAUGGUUGUUGUCCGUCUCUGACAUAGCGAGAGAUAGAGCAAGCAAGAGUUUUCCCAUAGUAGAACUAUGGGAAAACUCAACACAUUUUUGUGAAUUUAGAGAGUUAUAUUUUUAUUUAAACACAAAGAAUUGUGUUAUUUCUUGUUAAUUGAAGAUUGUUUUGUUUAAUACAUUUUAUUAUUCGUU